This is a messenger RNA of Penicillium arizonense, 636 nucleotides long. RefSeq lists its product as uncharacterized. Bases 1 to 636 code for a protein of 211 amino acids. Lineage: Eukaryota; Fungi; Ascomycota; Eurotiomycetes; Eurotiales; Aspergillaceae. Gene Ontology annotation, biological process: cilium movement involved in cell motility; cilium assembly. The record is from RefSeq and is a predicted model, not a curated record. Gene Ontology annotation, cellular component: radial spoke. The transcript is spliced from 2 exons.
AUGAGCGAAAAUUGGCAACUGGAUGACAAGGACUAUGAGAAGCUUGGGGUGGAACUUGGACCCAUUGGCUGGGGAGUUUACUACCUUUGGAAUGCAGUCGCGCCCACUGGCAAGGGGAGUGGCGAUCCGCUCUCGGGCUGGUGUCUAGCUUGCAACAAAGACGAUGAUCUUGUUUUUCUGAAAACCGAAGGAUAUUACUCGAAUUAUCUGCUGGACAAUCCCGCCGGCGGUUCCGGUCGAUCAGACGACAACGCUUAUUAUUUUAUGCCGGCUGGAAUCGAUGUCAAAUCGCGCGAAUCGGAUUCUAGAUUCAUGGUGCUAAAACAGCUUUUCAGCUGGAGAAAAUGUCCCAAGGAUCUGAUGGUUAAAUACGCCAACUGGUGGGGUGGCCAUGAAGUUACUGGGAAGGAGAAGGAAUAUUACAUUGCGCUUAUUAAAGUAGCGUGGGAGGCAAAGGCAAAGAAAGACAAGGCCAAAGAGGAACAGGAAGAGAAGGCCCGAGCGGAAGAGGAAAAGAAACGCAAUGAGGAGUAUGCUUAUCACAAGAAAUUUAUGGAGGAACAUCCAGAUGCACAUUUAUCGAUUGCUAGGAGACAUUGGGAAAGUGGUGAGGGUUGGGAAAGUGGUGAGGAUUAG